AUGCAUCCAAACGUCGUUGGGGAAGCCGGACCCUUGAUCAAGAGAGCCGAAAGGUUGACGAUCAUCAACACCAAGUGGAAGCUUUCACACGAGGUGGCAGCCCUCCAAGGAAUGCCUCAAACGCACCGUUAUGUCGUCGAAGGCCGUCCGUGUGGAGCUCGUGACGGAGGAGGCGAAAACGUCGCCCGGAUCGAGCAGCGUUUUUACGUCUCAAUCACCGUCACCGUUUUCCCCUGUGGGGCCGAAGGUGACAUCACGCACCGCGGCUUCAGUCGAAAGUCCAGCCAGGUUUCUGCUGCUGAUUCGGCGGCACGGGCCCCUACAGUACGGCCGCCAUGGCAGACGAGGCCCUCGUCGUACUGUUGCCCUCCUUGUGCCGUUUGUGACUUCAUUCAGACGGGACGGCGCAAUGCCAUGGGAGAGGGUGGAAUCGAACCAAGAGCAGGCGGAUCUGGGCUUCUGUCGCUGUGGUUCAUGUUCCAUGUGAAGACGGCAGUUGGAACUCUUCUUCGAAAAGAAUCAUGUUAA
Messenger RNA from Trichoderma reesei QM6a, 528 nucleotides. RefSeq lists its product as uncharacterized. The coding region runs from base 1 to 528 and encodes 175 amino acids. Lineage: Eukaryota; Fungi; Ascomycota; Sordariomycetes; Hypocreales; Hypocreaceae. The transcript is spliced from 2 exons. The record is from RefSeq and is a predicted model, not a curated record.